AUGGACCAGAGGGAGUCGUCUGUCGAGCUGUGGCUUGAUGCAGGGCUGGUAUUUGGUGUAGGAGAUGUGGGUGAGGAUGUGGAGCGGAGGAAAGGUGGCCGAGAGGAGAUUGAAGGAGAGUUAGGCGAAGUGCUGGUGCGAACCGGUGCGAACCGUGGGCUCAAUGGUGUGGAGGAAGACGAUGUCGAGAUCGGCGAGUCUGAGGGCGAGGUAGUGGAGGAAGCGGGGAGGUUGGUGAUUCUGAGGCUGGUGGGGUUGCUGGGUGGAGGAGAGUGA
This is a messenger RNA of Letharia columbiana, 276 nucleotides long. RefSeq lists its product as uncharacterized. NCBI's taxonomy places the organism in Eukaryota, Fungi, Ascomycota, Lecanoromycetes, Lecanorales, Parmeliaceae. The transcript has 2 exons. The record is from RefSeq and is a predicted model, not a curated record. The coding region runs from base 1 to 276 and encodes 91 amino acids.